Molecule: messenger RNA, 3492 nt
Organism: Ananas comosus (pineapple)
Lineage: Eukaryota; Viridiplantae; Streptophyta; Magnoliopsida; Poales; Bromeliaceae
Exons: 20
Coding region: 277-3060 (927 amino acids)
Biological process (GO): intracellular monoatomic cation homeostasis
Cellular component (GO): mitochondrial inner membrane
Source: RefSeq, a predicted model, not a curated record
UCCAGCGCCGGUUGGUACGUGCGGACUAGUGAGGCGCCUCUCGUUCCAAAUCGGGGCCAGACCCCGUCCACGAUCCUCGAUUCGCCACCACAGAGUCGCGCCGAAUAUAAAGUUAUAAACCCUAUCCCUCUCGUCUCUCGAACCCUCCUCCCUUGCCUUGUUCCCGACUCCACUUCGGAUUCUUCACGUCCUAUCCGAUUGAAAUCGAGCAAUUACGAGCUAUGAGACCGCUUGAUUUCCCAACACUUGCUUGUCGCUGCAGCUGAGGGGGCGACGAUGGCGACGGCGCCGCACCAUCGGCUCACUCGUGGCGGCGGCGAGGCUCGGACGCCGCCGGGGUGGGUGGCUGGGCCCAUCACCAGCACUUCGAAGAUUUAUGCUUCGCAUAAAGCUUUUGAGAUAAUACCUAUCCGCAAAGGCGUUACUGAUCCUAAUGACCAAAAUUAUAGUCCUCGCAUUCGGAAGAAGACCUGCUGUAUAACGUGCUCGCUGCGUGUGCGUGAUACAGACGUUCUUAGUACAAGGUGGCUAGAGUAUAAGAGACAUUGGCGGCCUCUUCAGAGGGCGAGAAAGGUCAGGCGUGCAACUCCAUUUGCUUCUCCUGAUGACGGCGUGACAGUCAAUGGAGUCCCGCAAACAAGUUCGAGUAGUGAGUUGGAGCAAAUGAGGGUUAAGUUGGAUCGAGCUUUACAAAAUGAAGAUCUAAGCAGCGGACUCAUCCAGUCCAUACAUGAUGCGGCAAGGGCUAUUGAGCUAGCCAUUCUAGAACAUAGCUCGUCAUUAAAAGACACUUGGUUUCGGAAGACAUGGCUCGGUGUGGACAAAAAUGCAUGGGUUAAGACACUGUCUUAUCAGGCUGCUGUGGAUUGUUUAUUAAAAGCUGUCAUUGAGGUUUCAUCGAGAGGAGAUGGUAGAGACAGGGAUAUCAAUAUUUUUGUUAAAUGCAGUUUAGUGCGGCUAUGCGGUCCAUUAGAGAGUAUAACCCAGGAACAGCUGUCUAGGAAGCAACCGGCAGCAUAUGAAUGGUUUUGGUCCCAUCAACACCCAAUGGUCGUGACGACAUUUGUAAAUCUUUUUGAAAAGGAUCCCUGCUUUAGUGCUGCAACAUCAAUAUGCUGUAAGGGGGAGUCGACAAGUUCAUCUACUGCAAGUGAUCUCUCACUACUUAUGCUUGCUCUGAGCUGCCUUGCUGCCGUUACAAAGCUUGGAUCAGCAAAAGUUUCUUGUCCACAGUUCUUUUCCAUGGUCCCAGACGUUACUGGUAGAUUCAUGGAUAUGCUCCUUGAUUUUGUCCCAAUAAGUGAAGCAUACAAGUCCAUGAAAGCUAUAGGCCUUCAGAGAGAGUUUCUUUUCCAUUUUGGCCCUAGAGCUGCUAUAGGCAAAUUUCUUCAUGAUCAUGGAGUCGAGGAGAUAUCAUUUUGGGUUGAUCUUGUUCAAAAACAGUUGCAACGGGCUAUAGACCGGGAAAAGAUAUGGUCAAGACUGACAACAUGUGAAAGUAUUGAGGUAUUGGAAAAGGAUUUAGCAAUAUUUGGAUUUUUUAUUGCGUUGGGCAGAAGUACGCAAUCUUAUCUGUCUUCCAAUGGUCUCACUGCUAUAGAUGACCCGAUACAAGACAUUAUAAGUUAUCUCAUAGGGGGGAGUGUGUUGUAUUAUCCACAAUUAUCAUCCAUUAGUUCCUAUCAGCUGUAUGUGGAGGUAGUCUGUGAGGAACUGGAAUGGCUUCCCUUCUAUCAAAGUACUUCAUCCAUCGCAUCAUCUGAUGGUAAUGUUAAAGGAGAAGGAACAUCUACAGAGGAAGUAAUUUCCAGAGUUUUAAGUGUAUGCUCUUACUGGAUGACUAGUUUUAUUAAGUACAGCACAUGGCUUGAGAAUCCAUCACAUAUAAAGGCAGCAAGAUAUCUAUCUAAAGGACACAGCAUGUUGAAUGAUUGUAUGACGGAGCUUGGUAUAGCAAAGAAUAGGAGAAAAGAUACUAAGGAGUAUUUUGAUUCAAUUGAACAACCUAGGGCAAGCCUACCAGUUGAUUUGGACCUAGAUUCUUUUGAUAAGGCGCUUGAAAGUGUCGAGGAAGCUUUGGUUAGAUUGGAGAAUUUAUUGCAAGAAUUACAUCUUUCCAGUUCAAACUCCGGAAAAGAACAUUUAAAAGCGGCCUGCUCUGAUCUUGAGAAGAUCAGAAAGCUUAAGAAGGAAGCUGAGUUUCUUGAGGCAUCUUUUAGAGCAAAGGCAGCAUCACUUGAGCAGGUUGACACUGAUGACAGCCCGCUCUCAUCUGGUAGUGAGCAGGGACGAAUUAAGAAUGGGAAAACUUCCAAUGAGGCUGCAACAUCUACCAAUCCAAUGGAGAGGGUGGAAAAUGAACCUCGUGGUUUUUGGACUUCCUUGGUUUGGAGUUCCACUAAAAAGAGUGAGCCCGGAAAACAAACUGCAGAUCAAGAUGCUGCCAUUGCCAAAAUGAAUAAUCAAGAUUCAGAAUCAAAUGAUAUUCGCCGCUUUGAGGCAUUGAGAAAUGAACUGAUUGAGCUUGAAAAGAGAGUCCAAAGAAGUACAGAUGAUGCUGAAAAUGAGGAGGAGACUGAUCCUGUAGAUGACAGAGAUAAGCAUGCCCCUGCUGCAAAGCCUCUUAUGUUAUUGCCCACUUCUAAGAAAGAUAAUAUGAUUGCCAAGUCAAUGGAGAAACUUAAGGAGACCACGACGGAUGUAUGGCAGGGAACUCAAUUGUUAGCCAUAGAUGUGGCAGCUGCCUCGGUUCUACUGAAAAGAUCACUUACUGGAGAUGAGCUUACAGAUAAGGAAAAGAAGGCUCUUCAGAGAACUGUUACUGAUUUGGCAUCUGUCGUGCCAAUUGGGAUACUCAUGCUUCUACCUGUUACUGCUGUGGGGCAUGCGGCCAUUCUUGCUUUUAUUCAAAGAUAUGUUCCUACCCUGAUUCCAUCCACAUACGCCCCGGAGAGGUUAAAUCUCCUAAGGCAGCUUGAAAAAGUAAAGGAAAUGGAGACAACAGAGUCAAAUCCUGAUGAAGCAGCAGAGGCAGUCAGUUUGACUAGCAGCUCAAAAUAACGGUACCUACUGAGUUUGAAUACACUCCUAUCAACAAUUUGCAGUUCUUAACAGAUGUUGAUGGCAAAACCCAUCCUGUUGCUAGCUGCGGCAAACAUGCAUGAUAUUCGCCGAGAAACCUGGCAUUGUGUGAAUUUCUAGCCCUCUAUAAGACUAUAAUCCGUUAUUGUAUGUUGUCUUUCAUCCUGUAAGCAUAAGAGGACUGUACAGAGAUUCUUUUAAAGUGCAUUCAUGGUAACUUGUAGCACAAAAUAUCUCUCAUUUCUCACCAGCCCAAGCUUCUUACUUUAUUAUGAGGUCAAUAUGUAACUUUGUACCUGUAAAACUGAUGUAAAAUCAUAGAAACCAGAUAACAUUUUUUUUUUUUAUAAAAUUCAACACAAUCACUAGAUGUUAUAGUUGAACCAUAAAUUAAGAUAUUAGUUUCUGAAA